AUGCCGUGCUAUGCUAUGUCGUGCUUUAAGAUCCCACUAUCAUUGUGUAAACAGAUCCAAUCGGUUCUUACACGUUUCUGGUGGGAUGCGAACCCGGAGAAGAGGAAAAUGUGUUGGGUUGCUUGGGAUACUCUAAUCCUUCCGAAACAUGCUGGCGGUCUAGGCUUUCGCGAUAUUGAGACAUUCAAUGAUGCAUUACUAGAAAAGAUAGGAUGGAGGUUACUCAAAGACCCGACAUCUCUUGUGGCUCGGGUUUUACUUGGUAAGUAUGCUUGGAAUUCAUCGUUUAUGGACUGCAAGUCUCCGGCAGUGGCGUCCCAUGGGUGGAGGAGUAUUUUGGUAGGAAGAGAGCUUCUGCGGAAAGGACUCGGAUGGAUAGUUGGGAAUUGA
Messenger RNA from Raphanus sativus (radish), 390 nucleotides. RefSeq lists its product as uncharacterized. The record is from RefSeq and is a predicted model, not a curated record. Bases 1 to 390 code for a protein of 129 amino acids. NCBI's taxonomy places the organism in Eukaryota, Viridiplantae, Streptophyta, Magnoliopsida, Brassicales, Brassicaceae. The transcript has a single exon.